UUAUGUUGCGCAAGUCGGGACACCACUCCGCCUUCGUUGUUACAGUAAGGACAGUGUUGUUUGCUCUUACAUUAUCUACAGCAGUCCUCGCUUAUUUGAAGUGAUAUACAAACAAUACGUGUUGACGUUAUGAGUGAAUUGACGACCUUCACUGAGGGAGAGUUCUAUGAGGGGCAUUUUGACUCGCGAGCGUAUGUGAAGAAUUUUUAUUCCUGCCCUCGCGGUCACUCUGACGAGAAGGAUUUCCUAACUUUCGUUUUGAAAUGCCUUAGUCGAGUUUUCUCAGCGGGAGAACAUAAAGGCAAGCUGCUGAUCGAUGUGGGCAGUGGACCCUCGAUCCACUCCGUCAUCAGCGCCUGCGACCAUUAUGAAGAGAUCGUGCUCUCUGAUUUCGCAAAUGACAAUCGUAGAGAAAUUGAAAAAUGGCUGAAUAAUCUAGAAGGCAGUUUAGAUUGGAAACCUAUAUUGCAGCACGUUUGUGAACUGGAGGGCAAAAGCCCGUCUGAUUUGGAGGCUACACUGAAGCAACGAGUCAAGAAAGUUUUAAAAUGUGAUGUCCGGUUGGAGAAUCCAUUCUCUCCACACACACUGGAACCAGCUGAUUGUGUCACUACAUCCCUGUGUCUGGAAGCAGCAUGUAAAGACAUUCAAACAUACUGUCAUGCUUUACAUGGGCUGACCAAACUUUUGCGUCCUGGUGGACUUUUGGUAAUGAUUGGUGUUCUGGGCGAAAGCUUCUACAAGGUAGAUGAUCAGCGCUUUUCUUGUCUUAGACUGAGUCAGGAUAAUAUUGAGGAAGUGCUCCGUGGUUUAGGCCUCUCAAUCCUCGAGUUUAAUUUACUGCCUGCAGAAAACAGAAAGGACAACACUGUGUCUGACUUUGAGGCAGUUUUUCAUCUUGUAGCGAGAAAACCCUCUGAGUGACAGAUCAAAAAGGAAUUUAUACAACAAAGCAAAAUCAAAAUAAAUCUCUUUUCAUAGCCUAUGAUUUUUCUGCUUAUUAAUCAAUCCACCGCAGAAGUUUUGGCAUUUUAGAUGAAUUUGGAAUGCAUGAAUCUUAAAGCUUUUAAUGUGUUUUGUAAUGUAAGGCUUUUAAAAAAAAUGCAU
This is a messenger RNA of Carassius carassius (crucian carp), 1107 nucleotides long. RefSeq names its product nicotinamide N-methyltransferase-like. Gene Ontology annotation, molecular function: S-adenosylmethionine-dependent methyltransferase activity; N-methyltransferase activity. NCBI's taxonomy places the organism in Eukaryota, Metazoa, Chordata, Actinopteri, Cypriniformes, Cyprinidae. The coding region runs from base 130 to 924 and encodes 264 amino acids. Gene Ontology annotation, cellular component: cytosol. The record is from RefSeq and is a predicted model, not a curated record. The transcript has 3 exons.